This is a messenger RNA of Echinostoma caproni, 627 nucleotides long. The record is from the annotation of a GenBank genome assembly. Lineage: Eukaryota; Metazoa; Platyhelminthes; Trematoda; Plagiorchiida; Echinostomatidae.
AUGAUGCGCCCUCAUUGUGAUAAGCAAUCUAAUGUGGGAAUCAAAAUGAGUAAAUUACUGGAACCAGAAACAUCUCCCGACAUUCGGACAAUUGUGCACGAUGUUCAACAAGUGGAAAUUCACUUCUGCAAAAUGGACGACGAAGCAUUCUAUAACGCGUUUCGCGCCGAAGCAACUGGACCGCCCAGUGGAAUCAGUGCGAAAACAUUCGAGGAUAUUAUUCGAAAAGAUAAGGCGAAAGCCGAUUUUAUCAAGAAAUGGACCAAUAUUUUUAACGAGGAGUCCAGCGCAUCUCCUCCGGUAAUUAUGCGAGACAAACCGCAAAAGCCUGACUCUUCCGACGACGAUACUCGCAUGCAUGUGCUAUACAGUGAUCUACCACGGGAUUGGCAUCGCAAAGUGAAAUCCUAUGUGCAAAAGCACUGGGACUGUCACGGCUGUUUCGCCUCCAUCUAUCCUAUACUGUUGGAAUUGGAACGCGGGAUUGGUCCCGGUUGGCGGUUGGACCGAAUCCCCAAUGGCAAUGCAGUACGAAUAGAGGCUUGCCCGAACAGUACCUUGAACUUCCACUUCGACGAGGAACCAUACAUUUAUUCAAUCUGGCGGGAAAAAGUUCGAGUAUACUAA